AUUCCGACUACGAAGCUAGUUGCGUGCACACGUCGUCACUUAGGCGAAAAUUUCUAGGCGAGUACUGGAUAGCCAGCAGCGCCUAAGUUAGUUCGUUUGAGAUCUCUAUAACUUUAGAAUAACACAGUAAUCAUGCAGUCUAUGAUUAUCCUCGCGGCUUCGCUAUGCAUGGCCCAGGCCUCCUUUUACCCUGGCCCUCCUGCACACAUCCAGUUAAGUCCGGACGGUAAAUACGUUCUGGAUACGCCCGAGGUCGCUCACGCUAAGGCCGCUCACUUUGCGGCUCACGCACAAGCAUCCACUGUACACGGAGCGUGGGCACCAGCAGCUGCCGGAAUCUUGGGCGGUCACGGUGGUUACGCUGCUGGUCACUACGGCGCUCCUGCCGCUGGUCUUAUCAAAUACGGCCCCGCACCUUUGGCUCACGAUGGCCGCGUCGUUGACACCCCCGAGGUAGCUCACUUAAAGGCCGCUCACGCCGCGGCUCACGCUAAUGCCGCUCACGGUGGUCUCGGACCCGUCGCACAUGCCGCUCCUCUCGCUUACGCCGCAGCACCUCUUGGUCAUGGCGCCGGUUAUGGCGCCGGUUAUGCCGCUGGAUACGGCAAAUGGACUGGCCCUCCGGCCCACAUUCAGCUGACGCACGACGGCCAAUACGUGGUAGAUACCCCUGAGGUACAACACGCGCGCGCCGCUCACCUUGCCCAGUACGCUCAUGCCGCUCACGCCGCUGCCGCCGCGCCCGAAGAACCCUGGAACCAGGGACACGGAUGGCACUGAACCCUACCUCUAAACCGCGCACAAAACGGACUGCUUUUUAUACAAAAUGUAUAU
Molecule: messenger RNA, 834 nt
Organism: Diatraea saccharalis (sugarcane borer)
Lineage: Eukaryota; Metazoa; Arthropoda; Insecta; Lepidoptera; Crambidae
Source: the annotation of a GenBank genome assembly